UUCGACGGUUUAACCCCGUUGGAUGGUUACUGAUUUGUUUUUUGCCAAAAUUUUCAGCAAUAGUUAAAACGCUUCUCUCGAUCCCCGUCUCUGCUUCAUGAUUCUGUGAUUCCUCUCAAGUUUGUAUAUCUGGGUUUUGAUCCUUUCUAGCCUCUACAAAUUCAUGUUUUUGUUUUCCUUCUGGGCAUUUAAAGGCCCUUUAUUAUUAAACUCUGUAGCGGUUUUGCAAAAGCUUUGAGUUUUCAAAUACCAAAUAUACUCGUUUGUUUCUAUAUGAUUAUUGUAUAAUGGCGGUUUCAAUUGUGUGUAAUAAUUGUAUAUAGUCCAAUCAAAGUGAGCUUCUUCCCCUACUUCAUAAGGUAAAAGGAUAGGGACACAUUAGGUUUGCAGUGCUGGUAAUCUGAGGAUGUAUUGCAAUUUCAAGGAGCAUGCUGCUGAGUAUGUUAAGCAGGCAGUUCGUGAGGAUGAUGCUGGAAACUAUAAGAAGGCAUUUACUCUUUAUAUGAAUGCUUUGGAAUACUUAAGGGCCCAUUUGAAGUAUGAGAAGCACCCCAAGAUCAAGGAGACAAUAACUCUGAAAUUUGCUCAAUACUUGAGAAGGGCUGAGGAGAUUCAAGCCAUUCUUGAUGCGGGUGGUGGUGAAGCAAACUUGAAUAGAGAUGCCGCGGCUGGUUCUGUGAGACCAAAGACAAAGACAAGUGGGGGAGGAGAGAAAGACAAGGAGGAUCCUGAGCAAGCAAAGUUGAAGUCUGCUCUUGAUUCUGUUAUAAUCAAAGAAAAACCAAAUGUCAGAUGGAGUGAUAUCGCAGGCCUCGAGAGUGCUAAACAGGCAUUACAAGAGGCUGUUAUAUUGCCUGCUAAGUUCCCACAAUUUUUCACUGGUAAGAGACAACCAUGGAGAGCAUUUCUGUUGUAUGGUCCACCUGGAACAGGGAAAUCAUACUUAGCAAAGGCAGUUGCGACAGAAGCAGACUCUACAUUUUUCAGUGUUUCAUCAUCAGAUCUUGUUUCUAAGUGGAUGGGUGAGAGUGAAAAGCUGGUUGCAAGUCUUUUCCAAAUGGCUAGAGACAAUGCUCCUUCAAUUAUUUUUAUUGAUGAAAUAGAUUCUUUAUGUGGUCAACGAGGUGAAGGCAACGAAAGUGAAGCAUCUCGAAGAAUUAAAACUGAACUUUUAGUGCAAAUGCAGGGUGUGGGAAACAAUGAUCAGAAAGUUCUCAUUCUUGCAGCCACAAAUACUCCUUAUGCACUGGAUCAGGCUAUUCGGAGACGCUUUGACAAACGCAUAUACAUCCCUCUCCCAGACCUGAAGGCAAGGCAGCACAUAUUUAAGGUGCAUCUUGGAGAUACUCCUCAUAAACUCACUGAAAAAGAUUUUGAAGAAUUGGCACAAAAGACAGAUGGAUUUUCUGGCUCAGAUAUAGCUGUUUGUGUUAAGGAUGUACUAUUUGAACCUGUCCGGAAAACACAAGAUGCUAAGUUCUUCAGAAAAACCUCUAAAGGAAUGUGGGUUCCUUGUGAACCUACUCGGCGAGGAGCUGUUAAUGUUAGCCUGGAGGAACUUGAUGCGCAGGGCCAUGCUUCAAAGAUUCUUCCACCACCCAUCACUAGAACAGAUUUUGAUAAAGUACUAGCAAGACAAAAACCAACAGUAAGCAAGGCUGAUCUCAAGGUGCAUGAGAGAUUCACUCAAGAGUUCGGGGAGGAGGGAUGACCUCUAUUGUUUAUGAAGUCAUAUAUACAUAUUGUUAGUUAUGGUUACACACUGUACAAACUGUUUAUAGUCUAGAUCCAAGACGAAAACAUAAAGAUGUAAAUUGUUAUCAUGACAAAGACUGAAAGGCCAAAAUGUAUUUUAAGCAUGGCCUAGUCAUGGAUUCGGUUGGGAUGUUAGAUCACCUGGUUUAAUCGGUUGAAUUAAAUACAUACGUAAAUAUGUAACAAGACAUAGGCUCUGGUGCACCAUUUUAGGAUGUGGUCUAUAGUGCACCACCUUUAUUCACAAUUGAAUAUCUCUAAAAGUUUCUAGUAAUAUCAUGCACCAACCAUACUUGAUUAUUCCUCCAA
Molecule: messenger RNA, 2064 nt
Organism: Cajanus cajan (pigeon pea)
Lineage: Eukaryota; Viridiplantae; Streptophyta; Magnoliopsida; Fabales; Fabaceae
Source: RefSeq, a predicted model, not a curated record